Molecule: messenger RNA, 2925 nt
Organism: Brenthis ino (lesser marbled fritillary)
Lineage: Eukaryota; Metazoa; Arthropoda; Insecta; Lepidoptera; Nymphalidae
Source: the annotation of a GenBank genome assembly
AUGGACGGAGAUUUAUACGACGAAUUUGGUAAUUAUAUAGGGCCGGAUCUUGAAUCUGACUCAGAUGAUGAACAAAGUGUUUACGGGCAAGAUAAUCGUGAUGCUGAUGAAGAUGCCAUGGAAGAAGAUGAAGAUGCUGACGCUGAACCUGAAGUUGCUCCUAUGUCGGUCGUCCUACAUGAAGACAAACGAUACUAUCCUCAAGCAGUAGAAGUAUAUGGACCUGAUGUUGAAACUGUUGUGCAAGAGGAAGAUACUCAGGCCUUGGACAAGCCUUUAAUAGAGCCCUUAAAAAAUAAAAAAUUUCAAAUGCAAGAACAGCAACUUCCAGACACUACAUAUGACAUGGAGUAUUUGGCUGAUAUGUUAGAUAACACAAACUUGAUGAGGAAUGUUACUUUAAUGGGUCAUUUACAUAAUGGCAAAACCUCCUUUGUUGAUUGUUUAAUCCGUCAAACUCAUCCUGGCACUAUCAACAAUGAAACAACAAUACCAAUGAGAUACACAGACACAUUGUUUGUAGAGCAAGAACGAGGAGUAUCAAUCAAGUCAAUGCCAGUGACUCUUCUUUUGAAGGAUAUUAAGGGAAAAUCUCAUUUGCUAAAUAUAAUGGAUACUCCUGGACAUGUUAAUUUUAGUGAUGAAGUAACUGCUGCGUUAAGAAUUUCAGAUGGUGCAGUAUUAUUUGUUGAUGCUGCAGAAGGUAUAAUGCUGAAUACUGAGCGUCUUAUGCGUCAUGCUGUUCAAGAAAGAGUGCCCCUAACUUUAUGCAUCAACAAAAUUGAUAGGUUGAUUUUAGAGCUAAAGUUACCUCCCGCAGAUGCAUAUUACAAGCUGCGUCACAUAAUUGAUGAAUUAAAUUCAAUGUUAGAGACCAAUCAGCCGCAAGAUAAUCCGGAUGAGCCUGCUAUAGUGUUUUCUCCAUUAAUAGGUAAUGUCUGUUUCGCCUCAUCUCUUUACGAUGUGUGCUUCACACUGGAGUCCUUCGCUGCAAUGUAUGCGAAUGCGCAUGACUGCGGCUUGCGCGCGUCCGACAUGGCGGCCUGGCUGUGGGGGGAUGUGUACUUCAAUGCUAAAACAAGAAGGUUCACAAAGAAACAGCCGCAUGCUUCUGCGCAAAGAAGCUUUGUGGAAUUCAUUUUGGAACCUCUGUACAAAAUUUUUGCUCAGGUUGUAGGGGAUGUAGACGACACACUGCCGGCCGUGCUUAACGAGCUGGGCAUCAAGCUCACGAAGCAAGAAGCCAAGUUGAAUGUAAGGCCAUUGUUGCGGCUCGUCUGCAGUCGCUUCUUUGGCGACUUUUGCGGUUUAGUGGACAUGAUAGUGCGCCACGUGCCGUCCCCGCUGGAGGCGGCGCCGCGCAAGGUGGCGCACGCGUACCGCGGCGCGGCCGGCGCGCUGCACCGCGACAUGGUGCGCUGCGAGCAGGCGGGCCGGCUUGUCGCGCACACCACCAAGAUGUAUCCCACCGAUGACUGCACUUUCUUUUUGGUGCUGGCGCGUGUAAUGUCCGGCACGCUGUACGCGGGGCAGACGGUGCGCGUGCUGGGGGAGAACUACAGCACUCAGGACGAGGAGGACUCGCGCAUUAUGAAUGUUGGCAGGCUGUGGAUAUAUGAAGCUCGGUAUAAGGUGGAAUUAAACCGCGUGCCGGCCGGAUGCUGGGCGCUCAUCGAGGGUAUCGACCAGCCCAUAGUGAAGACCUGCACAGUUGUGUCUGCUGAUGAAGAUGAGGAGCUUCACACCUUUAAACCUCUUCGUUUCAACACCCAGGCCGUUGUCAAGAUUGCUGUGGAACCUGUUAACCCUUCGGAACUGCCUAAAAUGUUGGACGGUUUGAGAAAGGUGAACAAGUCGUACCCGGUGCUGUCGACGCGCGUGGAGGAGAGCGGCGAGCACGUGGUGCUGGGCACGGGCGAGCUGUACCUCGACUGCGUCAUGCACGACCUACGGAACAUGUACUCCGAAAUUGAUAUCAAAGUGGCGGACCCCGUGGUGUCGUUCUGCGAGACGGUGGUGGAGACGUCCUCGCUGAAGUGCUUCGCGGAGACACCGAACAAGCGCAACAAGCUGACGAUGAUAGCGGAGCCGCUGGAGCGCGGCCUGGCCGAGGACAUCGAGGCGGGCGCCGUCUGCGUCACCUGGGACCGGCGGCGGCUCGGAGAGUUCUUCCAGACCAAGUACGAUUGGGAUUUGUUAGCGGCUCGGUCUAUCUGGGCGUUCGGACCCGACGCUACUGGCCCUAAUAUUCUGGUAGACGAUACAUUGCCCUCCGAAGUCGAUAAGCAUUUGCUUGCUUCCGUCAAAGAUAGUAUAGUACAAGGUUUCCAGUGGGGUACUAGGGAGGGGCCGCUCUGUGAAGAGCCGAUACGUAAUGUGAAGUUCAAAAUAUUGGAUGCCGUUAUUGCUCAAGAACCUCUGCACAGGGGCGGAGGGCAAAUCAUACCGACUGCUAGACGAGUGGCAUAUUCAGCUUUCUUGAUGGCAACACCAAGGCUCAUGGAGCCCUAUUUAUUUGUUGAAGUUCAAGCGCCUGCUGAUUGUGUGUCAGCUGUAUACACUGUACUUGCGAAGCGAAGAGGUCACGUGACCCAAGACGCGCCCGUGCCGGGCUCCCCGCUGUACACGAUCAAGGCCUUCGUCCCCGCCAUAGACUCGUUCGGCUUCGAGACGGACCUGCGCACGCACACGCAGGGCCAGGCCUUCUGUCUGCAGGUGUUCCAUCACUGGCAAAUAGUUCCCGGGGAUCCGCUCGACAAGAGCAUUAUUAUUAGGCCGCUGGAACCGCAGCCCGCGACGCAUUUGGCCAGAGAGUUCAUGAUCAAGACGCGUAGACGUAAAGGUCUAAGUGAAGAUGUAUCUAUCAAUAAGUUCUUCGACGAUCCUAUGUUGUUGGAGCUCGCUCGACAAGACGUACAGUUUAAU